Pipistrellus kuhlii (Kuhl's pipistrelle) is the source of this 3468-nucleotide messenger RNA. It is a transcript of the gene CDR2L, whose product is annotated as cerebellar degeneration related protein 2 like. The record is from RefSeq and is a predicted model, not a curated record. The coding region runs from base 438 to 1841 and encodes 467 amino acids. NCBI's taxonomy places the organism in Eukaryota, Metazoa, Chordata, Mammalia, Chiroptera, Vespertilionidae. The transcript is spliced from 5 exons.
AGACGCGGCCGGGAUGCGGCCGCUGCUGCGGGGGUCGCUGGGCGCGCCGGGGGCUCCGCGGGCGGGAGGCGGGCCGGGGGCGGCCGCCGCGGCGCCGGCGCUCUCCUAGCUCCCAGCCCUGCCUGCGGGGCCGGCGUCCCUGUGGCCUAACCGCCCGCGUCCCUCCCCUCUACCCUUUGUGCCGCCGCCGCCGCCCGGAGAUCCCGGCCCCGCAGGACCCCGCCGGGCCCGGUCGCCGCGGCGCCUCGGCCCGCCGUGGGCGCCGGGGCAGCGGCCGAUGGCGGAGGGGCGCGGCGCGGGCGGGGCCGCCGCAGCCGGAGUCCGCGCCGCGGGAGCCCGGGCCCGCCGCCGCCGCCGCCGCCGCAUUGUCCCGGGCCCCGCGCCGCGGCCCUGAGCGCCGCCGCCGCCGCGCCCGCCCGCCCGCCGCCCCCUCGGGCAUGCGGAGGGCCGCCGGCAUGGAGGACUUCUCCGCCGAGGACGAGGAGCCCUGGUACGACCAGCAGGACCUGGAGCAGGACUUGCACUUGGCCGCUGAGCUGGGGAAGACGCUGCUGGAGAGGAACAAGGAGCUGGAGGCGUCCCUGCAGCACAUGUACGCCACCAACGAGGAGCAGGUGCAGGAGAUCGAGUACCUGACCAAACAGCUGGACACGCUGCGGCAGGUGAACGAGCAGCACGCCAAAGUGUACGAGCAGCUGGACCUGACGGCCCGCGACCUGGAGCUGACCAACCAGAAGCUGGUGCUGGAGAGCAAGGCUGCGCAGCAGAAAAUCCACGGGCUGACGGAGACCAUCGAGCGCCUGCAGGCCCAGGUGGAGGAGCUGCAGGCCCAGGUGGAGCAGCUUCGGGGCCUGGAGCAGCUGAGAGUGCGCCGGGAGAAGCGGGAGCGCAGGCGCACCAUCCACACCUUCCCCUGCCUCAAGGAGCUGUGCACCAGCAGCCCCGGGUGCGAGGAUGAUGCCUUCCGCCUGCACAGCUCCUCCCUGGAGCUGGGCCCCCGGCCACUGGAGCAGGAGAACGAGAACCUGCAGACGCUGGUGGGGGUGCUGCGCUCCCAGGUGAGCCAGGAGCGGCAGCGCAAGGAGCGGGCGGAGCGCGAGUUCGCCUCGGUGCUGCAGGAGUGCGCGGAGCUGGAGCAGCAGCUGGGCGAGAUGGAGGGCUGCCGGCUGCGCGUGCAGGAGCUGGAGGCCGAGCUGCUGGAGCUGCAGCAGAUGAAGCAGGCCAAGACCUACCUGCUGGGCCGGGAGGACCACCUGGCCGAGGCCCUGCUGGCGCCCCUCACCCAGGCCCCCGAGGCCGACGACCCCCAGCCGGGCAGCGGGCACGAAUUCGGGGCCCGGGACGGCGGCUCCUCCCCGGCCACCUCCCCCAGCCACGCCGUGCGCAAGAGCUGCAGCGACACGGCGCUCAACGCCAUCGUGGCCAAGGACGCUGCCAGCCGGCACGCGGGCAACCUCACGCUGCACGCCAACAGCGUGCGCAGGCGGGGCAUGUCCAUCCUGCGCGAGGUGGACGAGCAGUACCACGCGCUGCUGGAGAAGUACGAGGAGCUGCUCGGCAAGUGCCGGCAGCACCGCGCCGGCGUGCGGCACACGGGCGUGCAGACCUCGCGGCCCAUCUCCCGGGACAGCUCGUGGAGGGACCUGGGGGGCAGCGAGGAGGGCCAGGGCGAGGCCCGGGCGGGCGAGAAGAGCCUGAGCCAGCACGUGGAGGCCGUGGACAAGCGGCUGGAGCAGAGCCAGCCCGAGUACAAGGCGCUCUUCAAGGAGAUCUUCUUCAGGAUCCAGAAGACCAAGGCCGACAUCAACGCCACCAAGGUCAAGACCCACAGCAGCAAGUGACCUGUGCCUCCCCCAGCCGGGCCCGGGCCCCGAGCCUGGGCCGCUGCCGCUGGGGAGUGAGGGAGCCUUUGGCAGCAGUAAGGCCCAUGGAGGCCGCUCCGGGGAGCUGGUGGGCACAGUGCCCCCUGCAGGUGUGGGGGCGAGCCACACGUCAACAUGCCUGGCCUCAGAACCCUCCCCAUCCUGUGCCAGCCCGAGGCACAGCGAAGAGUUCAAAGCCAAACGUCCCCCUUCCCUGGGGAUUCCCAGCCCUCCGCUUUCUGACCUGAGAUUUGUGGCCAGGCUUCGAAAAGCCAUCUGGACCAGUUGUUGUUUUGUUUUGUUUUGCCCCAAAGUUUGGGAUUUUGUUGAGAGAUUUGCAAUGUAAGGUCCCCCUGACCCCUUGCCACAACUGGAAACACUUGAAGGGGGACCCCAGGGCCAGCAGUGGCCAGUUCCCGGGGUCUCCGUGACCACCCACUGCUUCUCCCCAGCUGUGACACUGUCAUUCCCUUUGCACCAGCUGUCCCACCCCCAGGGCCCUGCCCAGGUCAGAGAUGGCCCUGCAUGCAGAGCAGAGCGCCUCAGCCUGGCCUGGAGUGCCCCUGCCCCUCCCCACACGCUUGCACCCCCACUCCCACCCCACCCCUACCGUAGUGAGGUGGCCUUCUCCCCGGAGACCCUCUGCCCACUGCAGACCUGUAGCCAUUCAGAGAAGGGGAGCAGGACUCCUCGCAGCCAUACACAGUGGUGCACCGUUCCCCCAGAUCCACCUCCUUGGGUUCCAGUUCUGGAAAUGCCUUCUGGGCAUUGAGCCUUCCAGGGUCUGGGCGGUGGGGCGUCCCCAUCUCUGCACCCCACCUGCAACUCAAGUUUGGCCUCUGCCUAACCCCACCUCAGGGACCAUCACGUGUCUCAUUCACUCCCAUGCUCCCCCUAGCUGACCCCACAGCAAACCUGCUGCCCCCACAAAGUCCUGGGCAUGCGAAACAAGCCAGGGUCCCAGCAUCCACCCGCCCCCUUUGCUGGGUGGCCUGAGACUCGCCCCCACUGAACGGUUCUGAAACACCCCCCCGGAGGGAGGACAUGUCUCCGUCCCAUAAAAGCCUGCUCUUAGCCUCCUGCCCCUUCGGGGGCCUUGAGGACCCGGGGUCAGGGCUUACUCUGGUUAAGGCUUUAGAAAGUCCAGCUGCAACUAAGGGAUGCCAAGGCCCCAGCCCUGAGCCUCUCAGGGCUUCCGUCUCUGCCGCCCGUCCCGAGGCCCAGAACUCGGAGGAGCAGAUGGCCCGGUGAAGGCCGGCGGGAACCUUCAUGCCUUACUUGUUUCUAAGGGGACAGGGGUCUCCAGCACCCGCUCCCCCCGGGCCACCUGCUUUUGGGGCGGCACUGUGCUGAGCUGGGCCGGUCCUCCGUCGCACACCUCGGAGCCCUCUGUCCUCUGGGGCUGGGCAGCUCCCGGCCCCACGUGUCGGUCAUCCAGGGGGUUGGGGGGGUGCGUCGGGGUGGGGGAAGGGCUCCUGCCUGUUUGGUCCCCAGUUCUGUAGCAGCCCACCAGCAUCACCUUUGAAGUAUACAUGAGAGAAAUAUAUUUGCAAAUGCUUUAUUCUCUUCUUUAAUAAAAAAUGCACCAGUAUUCUAAAGCAGAAAA